AUGGAGACUCGUCCUGCUCUUCCGACGACCAAGCGGCCGGUGGCAGCAGUACGCGUAGGUUUCUCCAGUACACGAAUGAUGGAAGCGCAAUGUACGUUUCAGAAUGUGGUCAAACAUGAGCUUCAGCUGUUGUUAGGGGACGGAAUGAAGCGUGAAGAGGCCGUCAAGUUGUUGUUAAAACGGAUUGUAGCGAGCACGGAACCACCGGAAGCGACGGCUGUACGCAGUGUUAUGCGACAAUUUCAGAUGAAUUAUGAUGAUGCAAUGCGUGCUUUGAUUGUCAAGCAAGAGCUUGGAAGAUUGAAACGUCAGGGACUUGAUUCGUUGGCAGCGAUUGAAGAACUUACACGGAAAAUGAAGAAAGAAGAAGAAGAAGAAGAAGAAGAAGAAGAAGAAGAAAAGGAGCUUAAAAGUGAGAGAAAAGGUGGACAAUUGAGGGAGGAGAGAGAAGAAGACAAGGAUGUUGGUUUGAGUGAGGACAAGGAGAAGAAGAAAAAGUUGAAGCACGAGGUUGACAAAAAGACAGAGACGAUGGGGAUACCGGCAGCUGAGAUGGCAUCUCCGUUGUCGGAGAAGGAUGGAAAUGAAACGUCCUUGUCAUUGUGUCAACGGAUUGGACAAGUGUCGAUUUCAUCGGGUAAUACACUCGAGAAAGAAGUGGAUGAACAUGAUGAGAAAGAAGUGGAUGAACGUGAUGAAGAAGUAGAAGUAAAUGAAGACGUAGAUGGAGAAGAAAAUGAGAUGAUUGGAGAACGACACAAGGCACGUAUCAAGUCACCACUGAGAGUGCGAAGAUCAGUAAGUAGUACUUUUACGGAUUUUACGCCCCAAACGCGCAAGCGUCGUGCAGCUUUUGGAAUGAAGUACGAAACUGGCAGUAAUAAUUGUAACAACAACGGUGAUCACAAUGUGAAGCCACUGUGUCCGAAUUUAAAGAAGCAGAAGUUGUGUCCUGCAGUAGGUGACGGGUUUCUGGAGAUCGUCACACUCAAAUCGAAGUCAGCAUCGGCAAUUUCGUCGAAGAGUACAUCAGGGGCGGGAAUGUCUGGAUCAUCAUCUAGUGGAGAAAAAAGUGGAGGACCUAUGCGGAGCGACCACAGUACAAAGAGCUUACUCAAGCGGCCACGAGCAAGCCCGACAGGAAUGGCAGAUAAUGAUGGGUCUCCCAUUGCAGAAGAACUUCAUGUAUCUCACGUGCAUCAUCGACAUCACACCAACCAUCAUCAUAGCAAGCGGCAGAAGAGCGGCAGUACCCAUUAA
Messenger RNA from Peronospora farinosa, 1260 nucleotides. The record is from the annotation of a GenBank genome assembly. Lineage: Eukaryota; Oomycota; Peronosporomycetes; Peronosporales; Peronosporaceae.